CUCUCACUGUAACUAUAGGUGUAGAGCUAGACUGUGGUUGUGCUUAUCCACUUUUGUGUGCAGUAGUUUCGCCAAGUUGGAGUCGUUCGGAAUUAGACGCGCUACAUGUGUUUUUUAGUGCGGGAAAUGUCAAAGUGCUGAGAACGGUGCCGAAUUUAAAUACCCGCGAGGUGUUGCAAGUGAUUUCUUAUUGUUCAGUUGAGAAAAAUGCACCGCCUCCCCACCGAGCGGCGGAGGCGCGCGAACGCAGCAUUUUUUAGAUUCCGAUAAACUUCGAAAGUCGCUCGGACAUAUUUUGAAAUUGUGCAAUUUGUGUUUUGUGAUAUUAUUGUAUUACUACGGGAAAGUGUGUUCGAAAGUGGCGUUAGGUGACAAUGAAAAAUACGCGACUAUGUUUGUUUGACGUGACGAUAUGGAUUCUAGUUAUAUAUUUGACGCUACAUUUGCCGUCCAUAGAAAUGAGGGUAGACGACUUAGAGCAGCCAGUACACAGACAGGGACCGAAACCAGUACAGCAUCAGCCACCAGCUUCAACGCAGAAGCCGAAGACAGUGAGCCAGGCUCACUUGAAGAGAGGGAAGUGCUUCCACAUGUCCCGCUCCCAGUGCCCACCAGAACGCGGCACGUGCGCCAGGGUCGGAGACGCGUCUGUCUUCUGCUGCGACCUGGACAGCAUCAGCCUGAAAGAUGCCUUAGCAAACACAAUGACGCAGAACACGACGAAUCUGCACGUGUUGAACGCGACCAUCGACGAAUUGGACGUAUCCCAAGCUGUGUUCAGGCGGCUCGUGUCUAUGUCACUCACAGACGGCGAUAUCGGCAAGAUUGUUGGUCAAUUCCCGAAGUACUCAUCGCUAGCGUGUCUGAACAUCUCCAACAACAACCUCACCAGUUCCAAGCUGCAGCCGUCUAUACAGCGCCCGUUUGCGUACCUCUUCAACCUGACGGUCCUGGACGCCUCCGGGAACAACCUCACAGAGUUCCCUCUCAGUCUGGUGCAUAGCAACAGGAAUAUCUCAGUGGAUUUGUCAGGGAACAAGUAUCUUCCAUGCAAGCACUUCCAGAAAGCGAUGUACGAGACCAACAACAGUUCCCUGGUGACCUUCCUCCACUAUAAUCAGACAUACUGCGCACUAGACCUGGAGUUCAACUGGUUCAAAGAUGUGCAGAUUGUGCUGAUCGACCAUCUGCGGGUGCAGAAAGAGCUCAACGCCAGUUGCCGAAGAAUGGAACCUGAGAAUAUCAACUGCACUUGCGUGUUGGAACGUCUGGAGCGUGGGGAAGAGGUGACCAACCUGGUCGCUGUGGACUGCUCCCAGCGACACCUGAAGAGGAUGCCCACCAACCUGCCUCCGAAUACAGUGAAGCUCAAUAUAUCUUACAACAAUAUAACAUCGCUUCAAGCGGUAGGCGAUGACCCCACAUAUGAGCACCUUCGGCAGCUGAUAGUAGACUACAACGAUAUAGUGAACAUCGUGGAGCUGGAGGGCACCAAGUUCAUAGACAACUUCAUCUUCUUCUCCAUUGUACACAAUAAACUUAAAACUAUCCACACAUAUGUGCUAUGGAAUCGCUUUGACACUACGGGCCCUACUUUCUUGAUAGCAGGCAAUCGUAUACACUGCGAUUGUAACACUGAAAAAAUGCUAAAGCCGUGGCUACAGGAAAACUUCAAAAACAUACCGGACUACAAAAGUCUAGAAUGCCAGGACAACAUGGGUGCUGUGGUGGAACUAAUUGAGUCACGUGUCUGCCACACGCCCCGAGAUUGGACAGAUUAUAUCUAUUACAUCAUAGGUUUAGAAGUUUUAAUACUAGUUCUACUUAUUAGUAAAGUCUCUUAUGACUACUGGGUGUUUAAGACAGCAGGGUACCUGCCGUGGCCUGCAAACAAAAUGCCGAGGCUGCCGUGUGACUGGCUGUGCGAGUGAGAUGGAAGACAUCUAUUGGGAUUCCAAGGAAUGUAAUACAUUCAGCCAUGUGUUUA
Achroia grisella is the source of this 1987-nucleotide messenger RNA. RefSeq names its product protein halfway-like (gene hfw). NCBI's taxonomy places the organism in Eukaryota, Metazoa, Arthropoda, Insecta, Lepidoptera, Pyralidae. The record is from RefSeq and is a predicted model, not a curated record.